Dendrobium catenatum is the source of this 1245-nucleotide messenger RNA. RefSeq lists its product as uncharacterized. The record is from RefSeq and is a predicted model, not a curated record. NCBI's taxonomy places the organism in Eukaryota, Viridiplantae, Streptophyta, Magnoliopsida, Asparagales, Orchidaceae. Bases 1 to 1245 code for a protein of 414 amino acids. The transcript has a single exon.
AUGUCUUCUGAGUUCAAUGCUCUUCAAUCUCAAGGAACUUGGUCUCUUGUCCCUCCGCCAUCAAACCAAAUCAUAAUUGGCUUCAAAUGGAUCUAUAGAAUCAAACAUCAUGCCAACGGGACAAUUGCUCGUUACAAAGCUCGAUUAGUUGCUCAAGGUUUCAAACAGGAAUACGGCAUCGACUAUCAAGAAACAUUCAGCCCUGUGGUCAAAUUCUCGACCAUCAGAAUGUUUCUCCUAGUUGCUUUACAUCAUGGGUGGUCUAUAUUACAACUCGAUGUUGUUAGUGCUUUUUUACACGGAAAUCUCACCGAGACAGUUUAUAUGGCUCAACCACAAGGUUUCCAAGAUCUCCAACAUCCCUCUCAUGUUUGUAGAUUACACAAAGCAAUUUAUGACCUCAAACAGGCCCUAAGACAGUGGUUUACAACUUUGUCAACAUUUCUUCUUUCCAGAAAUUUUAAAAUCAGCUCUGCCGAUCCAUCAUUCUUCAUUUAUGAUCAUAAGCAGAAUACAAUUUAUUUACUAAUUUACUUUGACGAUAUUUUGCUUUGCGAAAAUGAUUCACAUUUUAUUUCUAGCUUGCUACAGCAACUUCAACAAAAUUUUCAUAUUAGAAACCUUGGUGAACUGUCUCGCUUCCUUGGCAUUGACUUCACCCGAACACCAGGUGGCUACCAUUUGUCUCAACAAAGCUAUGUUGAACAACUUUUGUCAACCGCAGCCAUGUCCAAUUGCAAACCACUAGCUACGCCAUUACCUGCAAAAUGGUCAUCCUCACCGGGACUUCAGAUUCCUUACAGUCAACUAGACUUCUACCGUCAAAUAGCUGGAUCAUUACAAUAUUUAACCAAUACACGACCGGAUCUUGCCUUCGCAUUGAACAAACUAUGUCAAUUUAUGCAUCAACCAUUAAUCUGCCAUUUUCAGCUUUUAAAGCAUAUUCUUCGAUAUCUCAAAGGCACGAUAUAUGUUCGUCUUUUUCUACCCAAGUCUGAUCUCACUCUCACUGCAUAUGCCGACUCUGAUUGGGCAGGCGACGUUACCGAUCGCAAAUCAACUACAGGUUCUUGCAUAUUUCUUGGUUCAGCACUUCUUUCGUGGUCAGUCAAGAAGCAAUCUACCGUAGCUCGCUCCUCCACUGAAGCAGAAUAUCGCUCUCUCACUGCUCCAGCUAUCGUCAUUAUUUGGGUUUGUCGCUUAUGUGCUGAUUUCUCCAUCAAGCUUUCCUCUACUCCACUUUGA